Aspergillus alliaceus is the source of this 300-nucleotide messenger RNA. RefSeq lists its product as uncharacterized. NCBI's taxonomy places the organism in Eukaryota, Fungi, Ascomycota, Eurotiomycetes, Eurotiales, Aspergillaceae. The transcript is spliced from 2 exons. Bases 1 to 300 code for a protein of 99 amino acids. The record is from RefSeq and is a predicted model, not a curated record.
AUGUCAGGUUCGGCCGCUAUCUAUGCUGCUGCCUUUGAUAAGCGUGCCAGAGCUGCUGUUCCAAGUUCCUUUUGUAUCGGAGGAGGUCAAAAUUGCGAGCCAAUGGCUUUCAUCGAUAGGAUUGCCCCGACUCUAUUCCUUAUGGUUGUCUCAGACAAUGAUGUGGAGGCUGUCACCGCUGCUCAGCUCAGGCAUACGCAUCAGCGUACGAGCCCAAGCGCAUUGCUGUCCUAUGUGAUGCAGACCAUUUCAAGCCUUACUUUGGCCCUACCUUUGAGGAAAACAUCAAUGCCCAACUAA